Molecule: messenger RNA, 2377 nt
Organism: Exophiala oligosperma
Lineage: Eukaryota; Fungi; Ascomycota; Eurotiomycetes; Chaetothyriales; Herpotrichiellaceae
Product: phenylalanine-tRNA ligase, alpha subunit
Exons: 2
Coding region: 125-1690 (521 amino acids)
Biological process (GO): phenylalanyl-tRNA aminoacylation
Cellular component (GO): phenylalanine-tRNA ligase complex; cytosol; cytoplasm
Molecular function (GO): ATP binding; tRNA binding; phenylalanine-tRNA ligase activity
Source: RefSeq, a predicted model, not a curated record
CCAGAAUUGGAGUCAUAUUUGCGAUUUCACGUCUGUUCGAAUGUCCAAGUGAAGCACCUUGAAUUUGUCUCUGAAGCGUUCCUUUCCUUUCUUGCUUGCCACCCCAAAGUCAGUCGACACAAAAAUGGCAGAGGAUCUGACUUCACAAGUUCUACAGGUCCUCGCCUCAGCAGAUGGACCAGUCCUCACCUCGGAAGCCUUUCCUAAUGCCAGUUUCAAUACUGUGAAGGCCGCACUCGACAGAUUAAGAUCACGGGAAUACAUCCAAGUCGAUCAGUUGGACAGCUUACAACUUGUUCUCACGAAAGAAGGCGAAGGAAUUGCCGAGAAUGGCAGCAACGGAGCAAGAGUUUUCGAGGCUGUACGAGCGGCGCUGGAAGGUCUUUCAAUUUCAGACCUGCCCGCUGCGGUGGGUGAUGCAAAUGUCGCAAAAUUCGGUUCAGGAGACGCUUUCAGACAGAAAUGGGUCAAGAAAGAUGGAGACACUCUCAGAGCGACGACAGACAAAAUCGUAGACGAGGUCCAACAACAACUUCAACACAUCCGUCAGAACAAGUCACUGGACAACCCCAAGACUGUGGCAGAUUUCAAGAAGAGGAAAUAUGUCGUUGAUCAAAAAACGGUGACCUUCAAGGUGUCCAAGGGACCAAAGUUCUCGACGGAGUUUGUCAAGGAAGAGACGGACUUGACUGCGGAGAUGCUGGCCUCGGGCGCGUGGAAGACCGUUCAAUUGAAGCCGUAUAACUUCAAAGCAAAAGGUGCUCCGACACCAUCUGGUGCACUCCAUCCCCUGAACAAGGUGCGGCAAGAAUUUCGAGAGAUCUUCUUCGAGAUGGGCUUCGAAGAAAUGCCUACAAACCGUUAUGUGGAGACUGGCUUCUGGAACUUUGAUGCGCUUUUCGUGCCACAGCAGCAUCCCGCCCGAGACCUUCAAGACACCUUCUACAUCUCAGAUCCUUCGACGGCUGACCCUCCGAGAGAAGAUCCCAUCCCUCCUGCUCCUGGCUCGAAAGAGCUGCCGGCAACCCACAAACGAACAAAGUCGAGAGAAAAGACGCUGGACUACAAACAAUACUGGGAGGACGUAAAGGCUGUGCACCAGGAGGGCAAGUUCGGCUCGAUAGGUUAUAGAUACCCUUGGUCGGCAGACGAGUCUCUCCGGCUUGUACUUCGAACUCACACCACCGCCAUUUCUACCUACAUGCUGCACAAAUUGGCCCUUAACCCGAGACCUGCUCGAUAUUUCUCCAUCGAUCGUGUCUUCCGAAACGAGACUGUCGACCAGACCCAUCUGGCGGAAUUCCACCAGGUUGAAGGUGUGAUUGCAGACUGGGGCUUGACACUUGGUGGUCUGAUAGGUUUCAUGGAGGUCUUUUUCGGCAAAAUGGGUAUUCGGAACCUCAGGUUCAAGCCUGCCUACAAUCCAUACACCGAGCCCAGUAUGGAGAUUUUCAGUUAUCACGAAGGGUUGAAGAAGUGGGUGGAGAUUGGAAACAGUGGUAUGUUCAGACCAGAAAUGCUGGAACCGAUGGGUCUGCCCAAGGAUAUGCGUAUCUAUGGUUGGGGUCUGAGUCUGGAAAGACCGACCAUGAUUAAAUAUGGUGUGAACAAUAUUCGAGAACUGCUGGGUCACAAGGUUGAUCUCAAUUUCAUCGAGACGAAUCCUGCUGUACGGCUAGACAAGGACUGAGCGAGCUAUCUUGUGGGACCACGGCCAUGAGUUAUGAUGAUGGAAGUUCGACGCAGAAGCCGAAAAACUUCUAGACACGCCGACGACGAGGGAAGAGAAAGAUAUCUGUUGCUGAAUGAAGACAAAAAGAAGGGCUAGACAUUGAUACCCAACUGUUUUCUGACCUUUCAACUUACUCUACAGUUUUGCUGACCUUUUCUUUUGUUAAACGCGACGUGGCUUUGACCUGACCUGAACCGGCACAUCAAGGCUUCCUCAGACCAAUCCAUGACUGGGGAAGUAGAAAAGAAAAAAACAAAUCAUACAUACAAAAGCCGAACAUCAAGAAACAAAAAGAGCCACCUUCUGAAGAGCUGUGACUUUCCGAGAUUAAGAGUCAGAGCACAGAUACGGGUUGCACAACGUGAAUAGUGUUGUUACUUUGGUCGGGGUGAGGAUUCAUAACGUGCGGAUAUCACUCUGGUCAAGGUAUGAGAGAUUCACGGCGCGAAGAACGAGGAACCAAGGUUGUGACUUUUGAAAGUAAUGUUGUAGUAGUUUGUUUUUCAUUUCAAGGCCGAACUGGGGGGCAUUACUCGGCAAAUCUACCUGUCGAGUUUCAUCCAUCCUAGCUCUGGUGAGCAUGAAAUAGCUGCUGAGCGUCGAAGUUCCCCUGCGUCGCCAACAUGUGAAAACCUCCCGAAUUUG